UUGGUUAGAAGAACACAACAUACAAUUUCAUCAAACAAAAAUACAUAAAAUGAACGCCACAAAGUUUUAUGUGCUUCUCGUGAUUGGCAUUUUGUUUGCCAUUGUCACCGCAAGGCAGGUUGAAGAAGUCUCCAAAGAGAACAAAUUAGGCACUUCAUCUCCGAAAACUGCUACCAAAGGUAUUGGAGCUGAGCUUUCUGUUGAUGUCCGAACUGAUAGCGCCUCUACGGGAACUGGCUUUGCCAGUGUUAGUAAGAGUCCCAAAGGCCCAAGCGCUUUUUCGAGCGGAACUGGCUCCACAACUACCAGCGGAGCUGUCUCUGCUCAGGGUCGCAACGCAAACGCUGCUUCUUCCAGUGGUUCUAACGCUCAAGGCAAUGCUGCAGCUGCAGCAAAUCAAAAUGGUGCUGCUGCCCGUGGAGCCGGUUCUGCAGCUUCAGCUUCCACUGCGAGUGGACGCACCACUGACAAGAAGAAGAAGUAUUAUAAGAAGAAGAAGAAGGACGACAAAGAUAAAAAGGACUGAGCGUGAGGUGAUCUCAUCAUGCUUAUUGCUCAAACCUAUCUUAUAUAUAUAUACUAAAAACUCACAAUCUCUUUUGUAUUCAUAAAUAAAACCAGAGAUUGUCACCUUUAAUUAUUAUCGAAUGCCACUGUGUAAUGUCUAUCUUAUAAAUAAACAGAUGCAAUAAUUACGACCUUAUAUUA
Molecule: messenger RNA, 708 nt
Organism: Camelina sativa (false flax)
Lineage: Eukaryota; Viridiplantae; Streptophyta; Magnoliopsida; Brassicales; Brassicaceae
Source: RefSeq, a predicted model, not a curated record